Messenger RNA from Sesamum indicum (sesame), 857 nucleotides. RefSeq lists its product as uncharacterized. The record is from RefSeq and is a predicted model, not a curated record. Lineage: Eukaryota; Viridiplantae; Streptophyta; Magnoliopsida; Lamiales; Pedaliaceae.
CCGAUCGGUUUCGUCAAUCAAAAAUCAAGAUGCCGUCCUUCAAACCUUUCGCUAACGCAGGGAGCACUCUUCGGGGCCGGUUAAGCCCGUCUCUUCGGACCCGUAGCGGCGGGGGUGACGGGCCAAGCAGAUGGCUAAGUCCAGGACACGAGGAUCGGCCCAAAGGCUUCGCCUUCAGCCGCACUCCGCCGCCUCCUGGAGAGUCUCGAAAGUGGGAAGACUGGGAGUUACCGUGCUAUAUCACCAGCUUCCUCACUGUAGUUAUUCUCGGAGUGGGACUUAAUGCAAAGCCCGAUCUGACAAUUGAGACCUGGGCACACCAGAAAGCCCUCGAAAGGCUCGAAUUGGAGGCGGCGCAGCCCGUCGAGUCUGAUUGAAGAAAGGUCAUAUGUUUCUUCGUGGAGUUAUUAACUUGUGCAGGCUGCUGUUUCAAGCAAUAAAUGUAAUUUCAGUUGUUUAUCAACUUGAAAUUUGCGAACCGUUUUCUGUUUGGAAUGCUCUUGAUCAAGUUUCAUGACGUCUGAUUUAUAAAUGAUUUUCUAUCAAUUUUUCUUUUCUGUUUUCGUAAUUCAUUGAUGCAUUACAUUGGCUUGAAGUGUAAGCAGCGCAGCAAGCUCCUAGCUGAUAGAAAUCCGACUUUCCAGGCAUGGUCUCUAAGUUCCCAAGCCGGUGUCUGAUUUUCUGAUGAAUUGCUCUCCCUCCCCGUUGGAGCUUGCAUAUUUAAAAACAUAUGUUGGGCCGAUUUUCUGGUUAAAACGCUGUAUGUUCGGUUUCCUGCAAGUUUCAACAUUACCUGUAAUGUGUAUGUGCAUGUUGCUUUGUCGGUGAUCAAGGGAUUUACCUGGUUUUAUUGUUUG